AUGUGUUUAUUCAAUGUUCGAAAGCGGCGCACUAACGACAUUGGAAUUGCUUUUGAAAAGCAAUUAAUUAUUAAUUCGAGAUUCGAUUUUCAAAUUUCUCCAACGUCAGUAUAUAACUCCGCGCUUACAAAACAAAGGCUUCGAAAGUUGUCGAGCCGAGUCCUAACGAAGUCGAACAUCCUUUUUUCGACGCCACGAAGACAGCAUGUCGGCGCACGAGAGUCCCUUCAGGCGAUUUGGGCAUUUUUUCCUCAAACCGAUGUGGUUGCCCUCGCCCGAGCUUGUUCUUGCUGUAAUGGCUUCAUUAUACCAAUCGGAAUCUCGGAGGCUUACGGCAAAAAGGAUAUAACCCGACCAGAUAGAGAUGAGCGCGACCUUUAG
This is a messenger RNA of Leptosia nina, 381 nucleotides long. The record is from the annotation of a GenBank genome assembly. Lineage: Eukaryota; Metazoa; Arthropoda; Insecta; Lepidoptera; Pieridae.